CAUCGCUCUUGCUGGUAUCAUGCUUUGCGUCGCUGGAACUCUCGACUGCAGGCCAUACAAGAUACCAAAAAAUACAGCUGAAUCUAGGUCUAGGGAUUCUUGAUGUCGGUGUGCUCAUCUGACUUGACACUUCUCGGUAUCAAGUUAUGAUGCCGAAGACGCGACAUAGUCCGACUUUCUGGCACUAUUUGUAGACUUUUGCCCCGAGCACACUCAGGAAGUCUCGUCUCAGAUCAACCUCAGGGACCUCCAUGAUACCUUAUGGCAACUGCGGCGUCACUUCGACAGCUCAGGGAGUGAUAUAACAACAUUGAUAUCUGUCAGCUAUCUCAGGACCAGGCACUUUCUUCGAGGAGCAUUUGAAUUGCUACCCGCUGUCGACGUGGCGUCUGUGCGCGGACGUAACCCCUCGUACAUUUCUCUGCUGCAGGAUGCGCUGGCUUGCAAGGUGAAACGUCCGGACGCGCAUGUGCGUGCUAUUUACGAAAACUUGUGCGCUAUUAUUCGUGAAACGGCACGAGCCCGUGACAUACCAUCUGGUCUUCGACUUUCAAUUCGUCCAGCUCUCGCCCAGCACUAAUGCUCCCCAGGUUCCGCACCACUUGUCACAGUCUUUCUUCGGCUUCGAUCCUUCAUUGACACUUGAAGCUUCGACUAUCACUCAUUAUCCAAGACUGCCCACGCAACCAUGGUUGCCUUCACUUCUGUCUUUACCACUAUCUUCGCUGCUGUUCUGUCUGCCACAAGCGUUAAUGCCGCUCCUGUGACACAGAGCCUAGCUGCUCGUUCCGCUGCCCCGUCGGCCCCUCACUUCGUCGCGUACAUCGAUGAAUGGAUGACGCCCCCGGCUACAACUGACCUUACUGGCUUCAACGUUGUCGCACUCUCUUUCUGGCGCCCAGGCGCCCCCGUCGACGAGGCCCUCGAGUGGCAGGAUCUCGAUGCCGCGACGCGCAACUCAACCCUGUCGACCUACAGCGCGGCGGGCAUCAAGACCGUCGUGUCCGCCUUCGGCGCCGACUACUUCCCGACGAGCGGCAGCCCGGAGCUCGACCCCACGCAGACGGCCGACGAGCUCGCGGCGUGGGUCAUCCAGUACGGCUUUGACGGUGUCGAUAUCGACUACGAGGACUACACCGCGAUGAACAAGAAGGACGGGUCCGCGGAGCAGUGGCUCAUCACAUUCACGACCGAGCUGAGGAACAAGCUGCCUGCAUCUGACUAUUUCAUCACCCACGCUCCUCUUGCUCCCUGGUUCUCGUCCAGCGUGUACACGUCGGGCGGUUACAUCAAGGUUAAUCAGGAGGUUGGCUCCUUGAUCGAUUGGUACAACGUGCAGUUCUACAACGAUGGCACCAGCGAAUACACCACCUGUGACGGCCUCAUCAACACCUCCUCCACCACCUAUCCCGACACGGCCCUCUUCCAGAUCGUCGCUGCUGGCGUCACCGCUGACAAGCUCGUCAUCGGCAAGCCCGGCACCACCGCCGACGAGACCGACGGCGGCUACAUGAGCGCGAGCGACCUCGCGUCCUGCCUCCAGCAGGCGACCGCGAAGAACUGGAACGCCGGUGUCUCCAUCUGGCAGUACCCCGAUGCUGGUGCUGCCUGGAUCAAGACGGUCCGCUCGCUCGCGUUUCCUGAGUAAAUCAAGGACGGUGCACUUUAUCGGACUGGGACAAGUCACGAAAUGAUUGCUCGGGCGCAUAUUUAUGGGAACGAGGGGUCCUUUAUGGCAUCGUGUGUUUUAUAAGUCUGUGUUAGUGCUACGAGUUUUAUAGGGUGCCUUGAUGGUUACCCUAUCGUCUGCUGUAUACCUUGAUAUUGCUCUGACUGGUACUGUUUAUUCUUUUCUGGGUUGGGUUUGUUAAUGUUAUCUUAUUUAUUGCGCG
Messenger RNA from Coniophora puteana RWD-64-598 SS2, 1892 nucleotides. Its product is annotated as glycoside hydrolase family 18 protein. The record is from RefSeq and is a predicted model, not a curated record. Gene Ontology annotation, molecular function: hydrolase activity, hydrolyzing O-glycosyl compounds. NCBI's taxonomy places the organism in Eukaryota, Fungi, Basidiomycota, Agaricomycetes, Boletales, Coniophoraceae. Gene Ontology annotation, biological process: carbohydrate metabolic process. Bases 689 to 1648 code for a protein of 319 amino acids. The transcript has 6 exons.